AUGCUGGCGUCCAAAGUGGCUUCAGUCGAGGCUCUCCUGAGACAGUUUCUUGACGGCUUCUCGUCGGCCCCGGGCGCUGCAAGGGAGGCGAAUCCACAAGAGCUCAUCCAACGGUCUGGACCGACUCGGUCAUUGAAUAACGAGGUACUUGCCACGGAUGGUCAUCGCAGCAGCAGUAGAUUUCACGGCUCCAUAAGUGCGGUCAACAAUGACACCACUGAAAUGCGCCGUGCCCAGCCACUGAAGAUGCAAGAACUCCUUGCCGCUGUUGAAGCAGACAUGCGCCAACCCUCUACCGACAGUGUUGCCAGUGAUGGUGAUGUCGGAGACGAAAAUGAAGCUGGAGAUGAAGAGGACGGAGACGAAGAGGACCAGCAGGAGGCGAAUGGACCGGGACCUACUUCGGAAUCUUCUACGGACAGAGACACACACCAGGACGAGCAGACAAUAGCAGCCGAGGCUGGCCAGAGAAACGAUGGUACAAGCAAGUCUGAGGACAGCUUCUACGCCGACGGGCUCGGAGAGCUGGAUGUGGACAGCCAUGGACAGCUUCGAUACAUCGGUUUGGGGUCUACGGCGCCAGUGGCAGUGGAGAACUGCAUCGGGCUGCGUCUUUUCAUCACGCAGACUCUCAAGGAAAAGGGGUUCGAGUCCGAGGACAUUUUCCUGGGUUCGCCCGAAGCGCAUCGAAUCAAGGCCCAGCAAAGUGAUGAGAUACCACCAGAGUUAGCUCUACCUUCGGUGCUUCUGCCUCCUGCAGAGCUCGUACACGUCUUACUGGCAACUUACAAGCAUCACCUGGGCGACCUUCUCCCAAUAGUUGGCGAAUCCGACAUCCGCCGCAGGUAUGACAACCUAGCGGCGAGCCCAGAGACGUGCGAUGCAGCCAAUGUGGCAGUUGUCUUCGCGGCACUGGCAGUGGCGACGCCGCUGGUGGAUUUUGAAGACGAGGCGUUUGGAGAGUUGGACACGCGAUGGCGGACUGACGACAAUGGGGCUGCCUUCUACCAGCAGGCCAUGGAAUUCGUGGACAGCCCGAUGAGCAGCACUGGUGGCGCCACAAAGGCCAGGAGCCUGGACAUGGUAAUCACGUUGAGCCUGCUGAGCGUCUACCAUGCUGAGACAUCGUCGCAGGCCGAGGCGUGGAUUAUGGUGGGCCGUGCCAUCCGUAUUGCGCAGGAUAUUGGACUCCAUCGGUCUCCAAAGCGCCUACGAUUGCCCCGGGAGGACUGGGACCAGCGGAGGAACAUAUGGUGGUGCUUGUACAUUAUUGAACGGCAACUCUGCACGGCUCUCGGCAGACCUUUGUCUAUCAACGAUGACGAUUGCGACACGGAGAUUCCGUUGUGGGACGAUGAUGGGGACAAGAUUGAGGCGAACGGGCGCAACUUGUCAGCCUUCGUCAGCAUGAUUCACUUGCACCAGAUCACUGGCAAGAUUUUACGAAUUGUCAACUCACCUGGCUGUGCAAGCUUGUGGGACGGGACGGCCGAUGACUCGAAGAAGGAGGAGCUGCGCUCUCAGGUUACCCUCGCCAACGAAGCAUUGCGGACAUGGGCGCGGGACAAGGUGCCGGAACACAUCAAGACGGCGUCUGCCGAGCAGCAAGGACCGGCGUUUGCCGAGAAGCAGGUCAUCCUGUCAUCCUUCUUCUCGGCCGUGAUGUUGCUGUACCGGGCUUUCAUGCGCAACCCGCACCGGCCGAGUCUUCUGGCUGGCUCGCAGGCGCAGUUGCGCAGCGCAAAGGCGGCGACGGACUGUAUCCGCGGCGCGCCCGAGUUCUUCCGGUGCGUCCCACGUGGCCACAUGGCCAUAUUCCAUGGGCAGUAUGUGCUCGUCAGCGCGCUGGUUCUGCUCUCGUGCGUCCGUUGGUCCGACGACCCCAAGUUCGUCUACUCAACCCUCAAAGACGUCGAGCAGGCCAUGGAUAUUUUGCAGGGGCUCGGCGGCUUCUGGAGCGGCGCCCACAAAUGCCGCGCCAGUGUUGCCGAGUACCUCGAGUUCACCUUUCGUGUUCUCAAAGGCGACCGGACUUGCCACUUUCAGUGCAGUCAUCACCACCCUCGUGGUAAGCCGUCGUCGUUGUCGUCGCCUGCCAAACGCUCGGUGGGCCAGACAGGCGUUGGGACCGGGCGCUCGAUUCGGAGCGCGAAGCGACGGCGCCACGGGCAGAUAACGAGUCCACAGAGGCCAUCGCCGUCAUCGCCAUCAUUGGCGCCACAGCCAGUCGAUCGCGAGGUCAAUGUACCCACCCAAUCUCUUCAUGAGCAGCAGUCUCACCAGUGUGAGAACCAGCAACAGCAACCAAGAGAGGCGAACCGUCGCCUCGAGUCGGUGAGCGCCAGCCCAGGUUCGGCGGGCCGCAUGUUGAUAUCGACAGGCGGCGCCGUCGAGCCCUCCCUGGCUCAGCUGCAGGACAUUACAGGGCAGCAGGCAUACUUCGACGGAGGGAUCGAGCACCUUCUUGGUGCCUUGCAUCCCAACUUCGUCAUGCUCGAGCAACAGCUGGGUGAAAGUCCGGAUGGCACCUGCAUCGAUCCUGCAAUGGGCGCCUUCCUGCAGCCAGAUUCCACAGACGAGUUCCUCCAAGGUCCAUUCUUCUAUUAG
This is a messenger RNA of Microdochium trichocladiopsis, 2607 nucleotides long. RefSeq names its product fungal-specific transcription factor domain-containing protein. The coding region runs from base 1 to 2607 and encodes 868 amino acids. Gene Ontology annotation, molecular function: zinc ion binding; DNA binding. The transcript is spliced from 3 exons. NCBI's taxonomy places the organism in Eukaryota, Fungi, Ascomycota, Sordariomycetes, Xylariales, Microdochiaceae. Gene Ontology annotation, biological process: DNA-templated transcription. The record is from RefSeq and is a predicted model, not a curated record.